ACAGGACAGGACAGGACAGGACAGGACAGGACAGGACAGGACAGGACAGGACAGGACAGGACAGGACAGGACAGGGUAAGAUGGACAUCCUCCUGGAAGUAGCAGCUCCAGAGCCCUACCCCCCUGGUGCUCUCUGCCCAGCGGAGGUAGCCCUCCGUGGGGAGCCUGACCACGGGCUCUCCCUCCUCUCUGCGGACGAGCUGGAGCACGUCUGCUGUGAGUGUGGGACGUCUGAGUUGUGUGAGGGGCGCAGAGGUUGUCACUGCAAGGGGGAGCUAGAGAGGUCUGUGUAUCAGCUCAAGGAGAGGAGCUGGAAAUAUGACCUCAUAAAACAAACCAGCCAGUCAGCAGCCCAGCACACUCUGACCCAGGCUGAGCAGACGGAGAGUCGGAUAAAGGAGCAGUUUGAGGAGCUCCGGCGGUUCCUGAGGGGAGAGGAGGAGGCGCGGAUAGCCGCCGUGAGGGAGGAGCAGGAGAGGAAGAGGAGGAGGGCAGAGGAGGAGUCCAAGAAAAUGGAUAAACAGAUCCAGGCACUCACAGACACCAUCACUGACAUUGAGACAGAGCUGGAGGAGGAUGAAAUCUCAUUUCUGCAGCGCUAUGAAAGAACCGUAAAAAGAACAUGGAAAGAUCUGCAGAAUCCAGAGAAGAGUUACGAAGCUCUGAUUGACGUCCCCAAACACGUUGGCAACCUGAGGUUCAGAGUUUGGAAGAAAAUGCAGGAGAUUUGUCCUUACACGCCUGUGACAGUGGACCCAAACUCCGCGUCCUGCAGCCUAUCGGUGUCUGCCGCUCUAGAUGGAGUGUGCAGCAGCCCCGCUCCACAGCGCCCCCUGCUGCCUGUGGUCCCUGAGCGCUUCCACCCGUAUGCUGCCGCCCUGGGCUCCGAGGGCGUGGCCUCGGGGCUCCACCAAUGGGACGUGGAGGUGGGCGACAGCACCAACUGGACGGUGGGCGUGGCCUACGCGUCGGUCAAGCGGUGGGAGGAGUUUGAGGCCUGCCCGGAGGAGGGCGUGUGGACCAUCAGCCUAAGGGAUGGCGUUUACCUGGCGAUGAUGUCGCCGUGCGAGGUGGUGCCCCUGGACGGGGGGCGACGUCCCCGGGUGGUCAGAGUGUGCGUGGACUGGGACACGGGACGGGUGUGUUUCAGCGACGCCGACCACCGCACACACCUGUUCACCUUCACACACACCUUCGUCGAGCCGCUGUACCCGUACUUCGAGAGCAUCUGUAAGGAGCGUCCUCUGGCAGUGCAGCCACAGAGAGUCUGCGUGCUGGUGGAGGAACUUCGUCCACCGGAUCAGAAGAACGAAGACCAGGACAAGGGGCAGAGUUCCUGAUUCACGUUUGUGUGUGUGUGUGUGUGUGUGUGUGUGUGUGUGCGCGUGUGUGUAUCAGGAUACAUGUUGAUAUUGUGUGUUUGUAUAUUAAAGUCACAUUCUGCGCUUCUGGCAAGAAGUGUCCCCAUUUCCACUGCAGGUACUGUGUACUAACACCUGAGGCUUUUUGAGUGCACACUCACUGAA
This is a messenger RNA of Clupea harengus (Atlantic herring), 1526 nucleotides long. Its product is annotated as nuclear factor 7, brain-like. Lineage: Eukaryota; Metazoa; Chordata; Actinopteri; Clupeiformes; Clupeidae. Gene Ontology annotation, molecular function: protein binding. The record is from RefSeq and is a predicted model, not a curated record.